AUGGAGGCAGAGCACGGCAGCGGCUUGUCCGCUAUGGCUGGCGGCAGCGGCAGCGACGGCAACAGCGACGGCGGCGGGGGCAGCGGGAGUCUGAAAGCCCCCAAGCAUCUGUGGCGACACGACGAGCACUACCCGCCGCAGCCGCGGCAGCACCAGUUCCUCCAGCACCAGCAGCAACACCCCGGGCAGCCGCCGCCGACCGCAUCGCGGGGCCGCUGCCUGGCGGGGGCUCGCGUCAGGCACCGCGGCUACUCCGACACGGAGCGAUACCUCUACUGCCAAGCUAUGGACCGCGCCUCCUACGCCAUGGAGACUGGCCACCGACCCGGCUUGAAGAAAUCGCGGAUGUCUUGGCCCUCCUCCUUCCAGGGACUCAGACGUUUCGAUGUAGACAAUGGUACAUCGUCGGGAAGAAGCCCCUUGGAUCCUAUGACAAGCCCUGGAUCAGGGCUAAUUCUUCAGGCAAAUUUUGUCCACAGUCAACGCAGGGAGUCUUUCCUUUACCGGUCAGACAGUGAUUAUGACCUGUCUCCCAAGUCCAUGUCCAGGAACUCUUCCAUUGCCAGUGAUAUACAUGGAGAUGACUUGAUUGUGACACCGUUUGCUCAGGUGCUGGCCAGCCUGCGUACUGUACGGAAUAACUUUGCUGCAUUAACCAAUUUACAAGAUCGGGCACCCAACAAACGAUCACCAAUGUGUAAUCAAGCAUCUAUUAACAAAGCAACUAUAACAGAGGAGGCCUAUCAAAAACUGGCUAGCGAGACCAUGGAGGAGCUGGACUGGUGCCUGGACCAGCUGGAGACCCUGCAGACCAGGCACUCCGUCAGCGAAAUGGCCUCGAACAAGUUUAAAAGGAUGCUCAACCGGGAGCUAACUCACCUAUCUGAAAUGAGCAGGUCAGGCAAUCAGGUCUCAGAAUACAUAUCAAACACAUUCUUAGACAAACAACAUGAAGUUGAAAUCCCUUCUCCAACACAGAAAGAGAAAGAGAAAAAGAAGAGACCAAUGUCCCAGAUCAGCGGAGUCAAAAAACUCAUGCACAGCUCUAGCCUAACUAAUUCCAGUAUUCCCAGAUUUGGAGUUAAAACAGACCAAGAAGAUGUCCUUGCCAAGGAACUAGAAGAUGUGAACAAAUGGGGCCUUCAGGUUUUCAGAGUAGCAGAAUUAUCUGGAAACAGACCGUUGACUGUCAUCAUGCACACUAUUUUUCAGGAACGGGACUUGUUAAAAACUUUUAAGAUUCCAGUAGAUACUUUAAUAACUUACUUGAUGACCCUUGAAGACCAUUACCAUGCGGAUGUGGCAUAUCACAAUAACAUACAUGCUGCAGAUGUUGUUCAGUCAACCCAUGUGCUACUAUCAACCCCAGCAUUAGAGGCAGUGUUCACUGAUUUGGAGAUUCUUGCAGCAAUUUUUGCCAGUGCAAUACAUGAUGUAGAUCAUCCUGGGGUUUCAAACCAGUUUCUUAUCAACACAAAUUCUGAACUCGCCUUGAUGUACAAUGACUCAUCAGUACUGGAGAAUCAUCACCUAGCUGUGGGUUUCAAGCUGCUGCAAGAAGAAAAUUGCGACAUUUUCCAGAAUUUGACCAAAAAACAGAGGCAGUCAUUGAGGAAAAUGGUCAUUGAUAUUGUGCUUGCAACAGAUAUGUCUAAGCAUAUGAAUCUAUUGGCUGAUUUAAAAACUAUGGUUGAAACUAAAAAAGUGACCAGUUCUGGUGUCCUCCUUCUUGAUAACUAUUCAGACAGGAUUCAGGUUCUUCAGAAUAUGGUGCACUGUGCAGAUCUAAGCAAUCCAACCAAGCCACUCCAUCUCUACCGCCAAUGGACAGACAGAAUAAUGGAGGAAUUUUUCCGUCAGGGAGAUCGGGAGAGAGAGAGGGGAAUGGAGAUAAGUCCCAUGUGUGAUAAGCACAAUGCAUCUGUAGAAAAAUCACAGGUGGGUUUUAUAGACUACAUUGUUCAUCCUUUGUGGGAGACGUGGGCAGAUCUUGUUCACCCAGAUGCCCAGGAUAUCCUAGAUACACUGGAGGACAAUCGAGAAUGGUACCAGAGCACAAUCCCUCGAAGUCCCUCUCCUGCACCUGAUGACCAGGAAGAGGGAAGGCAAGGUCAAACUGAAAAAUUCCAGUUUGAACUAACACUGGAGGAAGAUGGUGAGUCAGACACUGAAAAGGACAGUGGAAGUCAAGUAGAAGAAGACACUAGCUUCAGUGACUCCAAGACUCUUUGCACCCAGGAUUCAGAAUCCACUGAAAUUCCUCUUGAUGAGCAAGUAGGGGAAGAAGUAGAAGAGGAGGAGAACCAAGCAGAACCCUGUGUGGUAGAAGAUCAUUCUCCUGACACGUAACAAUGAAGAUGCAGUCUCUUUCUCUCUUACUCUCUCCCUUUCUUUUCCUCUUUCUCUCUGAGUUUGUUUUGUUUUGGAUAUUUUUUUAUUAUUAUUAUUUAGGUAAUGGUUUCCAAAGUGUGUCAUAUACUACGACCAUGGUCACAACUUGCUGUCAUCUGCCAGGACGAUUGUUGAUCAAAACUGACGUUGAUGACUCAGUUUGGCACUCAGGAAUAUUGUAACCAGAAUUUUCACCUCAGUGGCAUCAGGAAGCAGGGGGAGAACAUCCAUAAACUACAUUUUAAUAAGCUCUCCAUUUGGCAGAUUCAAUUAAAUAAAGCAAAUAUUUUCAGAGGAGUACCACCUGUUGGUGUGCUUUGAUAGUUUUGGAAUUCAUUGUAUUUUGCAAGCAAAGCAUUGGAUAAUGUUCAUCUUGAGAGGAAACAGACAGAAAACAAAUUGAGGUUCCUACUGGAAAACAAGUUCAUGUAAAUGAUGGGACACCACAUGAUUCUGUUACCACCAGGAAGAUGAGCUGUGAAAAUUGCAUAAUUUUCUAAUUUCAAGUCUUCCUGAGACGUGACUGAAAAAAGUGUGACCCAGUGGGUUGCACUAAUCUCUCCAUUUUGUAUAAUACGUGAAAGAGAGAUCUUUUGUAGAUCUUACUUUUAUUAAAUGUACCGAGGUAUUAUAUUAAAAA
Empidonax traillii (willow flycatcher) is the source of this 3031-nucleotide messenger RNA. It is a transcript of the gene PDE4D, whose product is annotated as phosphodiesterase 4D. The transcript has 15 exons. Gene Ontology annotation, molecular function: 3',5'-cyclic-AMP phosphodiesterase activity; transmembrane transporter binding; ATPase binding. Gene Ontology annotation, biological process: signal transduction; cAMP catabolic process; regulation of cardiac muscle cell contraction. The coding region runs from base 1 to 2349 and encodes 782 amino acids. Lineage: Eukaryota; Metazoa; Chordata; Aves; Passeriformes; Tyrannidae. The record is from RefSeq and is a predicted model, not a curated record. Gene Ontology annotation, cellular component: perinuclear region of cytoplasm; nucleus; cytosol.